Messenger RNA from Trichoplax adhaerens, 1386 nucleotides. RefSeq lists its product as uncharacterized. Lineage: Eukaryota; Metazoa; Placozoa; Uniplacotomia; Trichoplacea; Trichoplacidae. Gene Ontology annotation, molecular function: protein binding. Bases 1 to 1386 code for a protein of 461 amino acids. The transcript is spliced from 6 exons. The record is from RefSeq and is a predicted model, not a curated record.
AUGUCGCCCCUAUUCAUCUUAUUUAAGCAAUCCAGCUAUCGAGCGUUAGGCAUACCAUCCGAUGAAAGUCUAAGGGUGACAAUAUUUUGCACAAGCUGUGCUAAUGCUGAUCAUCAACAUGAUGCUUUAGGUCGGACGCCAUUGCAUAUGGCCGCAUCUUAUGGCAGAUAUGAUUUAGUUCGUUGGCUAAUCAAGGAUCGUAAAUUAGAUGUCAACGCUCGCGAUGAUGAAUCUGGAUGGACGCCAUUACAUCGUUGUCUUUUUUAUGGCCAUCUUGAUGUUGCGGCAUUGCUUGUUAAAUUAGGUGCAGAUCUCUUUGCAGAGGAUCGGGAAGGACUUACACCACUUGAUAUGGUUCUAAUCGAUCGAAAGCAGACGUUCCCAUCACUCCAUCUAUCUCCGCCUGCUCAUGUAUUUACAUGGGGAUUAAAUGAUAACUUUACCUUAGGACAUGCUGAAUCGAAUUGUCGCCUACCAGGCAGGGUUAAAUUUAUUACUGCCAGCCAAGCCGCAAAAACAAUUUCCAUCAAACAAAUUGUUAUGUGCCAGUUUCAUUCAGUAUUUUUAUCCCACGAUGGAAGAGUUUUUACGUGUGGUCAUGGACAAGGUGGCCGCUUAGGUAUUGCCGAUGAAGAAACAACAUUACGUGCAAGUGAAAUUAGCAGUAUUACUGGAAUAAAAAUAGCACAAAUUGCAGCUGCCCGUGAUCACACUGUACUCUUAACCGAUAAAGGUGCCGUUUACACCUUUGGUAUGAAUAACUAUCAUCAGUUAGGGCAAGUACCAUCACCCAAAAGAUGCCUUAAACCAAAACAGAUUUCCAGUAAACAUCUACAUAAUAAGGUCAUGAUUGGUAUUGCUGCUGGAACAUAUCAUACUGUUAUGCAUACAAAUGAAGAACUUUAUACCUGUGGCACCAAUUACGGCCAGAUCGGUCACGCUGCAAUGGAAAGACAAGUUACCCUACCAAAAUUAGUAAGCAGUCUAUCACUAGAAAGCUCUACUGAAUUGGUCAAGAGAAAAAUUCAAAUAGUGGCAACUUCUGAAUAUGCAACAGCUUGUACGACGGACGUUGGAGAAAUUUAUAUUAUGUCUGAUUUUAAUAUUCGAAAGAUUAGAAUACCACGCGGCCAACAAUCUAUUGAACGGCUUCGCCUUAAGAGUUUUGCAAUACCGUCAAAUAAUUCCAACUCCAAUGAACAUCGAAUAAUGUUGUUUGUUAUUUGCAAGCCCAAUUUUCAACUUCUUUCCUGGACCAACGAAUAUCGGAAGUUAUAUAUCUGCAAAUGGGCUCAAAAACCGGACAUGCAUAUCAUGGAUAUAGCAUUUACCGAAGAUAACAAAGUUCUGAUUUCAGCAGGCAAUAUAUUUUUAUUCAAAUUUUAA